Scophthalmus maximus (turbot) is the source of this 2671-nucleotide messenger RNA. It is a transcript of the gene irx4a, whose product is annotated as iroquois homeobox 4a. Lineage: Eukaryota; Metazoa; Chordata; Actinopteri; Pleuronectiformes; Scophthalmidae. Gene Ontology annotation, cellular component: nucleus. The transcript has 5 exons. Bases 313 to 1821 code for a protein of 502 amino acids. Gene Ontology annotation, biological process: cell development; regulation of transcription by RNA polymerase II; neuron differentiation. Gene Ontology annotation, molecular function: DNA-binding transcription factor activity, RNA polymerase II-specific; RNA polymerase II cis-regulatory region sequence-specific DNA binding. The record is from RefSeq and is a predicted model, not a curated record.
UGCAAUAGUUUUUUUUGUGAAAUAGUUCUUUUAUAUAUAUAUAUAGAAGAAGAAGAAGAAGAACAAGGGGAAGCAGCAGAUUUUCUCCCCUUUACUUAUUUAUUUUUCUGUGUCGUGCUGAAAAGGCGUUGGAGUGAGUGGGGGGGCAUUUUACACAAAUUAAACAUGCUACUCUGCUUCGCCCUAUAAGCAUCCUAGGAGCCUGUGCUCACCGAUCAAUCGGCGGUACAGUCAAACGGAGCCGCAGCCUGCGCGCCAGAGUGGAGACCUUCAGUCUCGCUUCGUUUCUGGAUAUUGGGGGACCUCUCUACCAUGUCAUAUCCACAAUUUGGAUAUCCCUACUCGUCUGCUCCACAAUUUCUGAUGACAAGCAACUCUCUGACCGCCUGCUGCGAGUCCACCGGCAGAUCCAUAACCGACGCCGGGGUCGCGGCGUCCGGGCAGACACCCGUCUACUGCCCCGUGUACGAGAGCCGGCUGCUGGCCACGGCGAGGCACGAGCUCAGCUCGGCCGCCGCGCUCGGCGUGUACGGGAGCCCCUACGCCGGCGGCCAGAGCUAUGGGAAUUACGUGACGUACGGCACGGACGCCUCGGCGUUCUACUCGCUGGGCACAUUCGAUGCCAAAGACGCCACCGCUUCUGCGCAUGCGGGAAUAACCCAGGCGACGACCUACUACCCUUAUGAUCCUACCCUGGGACAGUAUCAGUAUGACAGAUACGGUUCCAUGGACGGGGGGACGAGGAGGAAGAACGCCACGCGCGAGACGACCAGCACGCUGAAGGCCUGGCUGCAGGAGCACCGGAAGAACCCGUACCCCACCAAAGGCGAGAAGAUCAUGCUGGCCAUCAUCACCAAGAUGACGCUGACGCAGGUGUCCACGUGGUUCGCCAACGCCAGGCGGCGGCUCAAGAAGGAGAACAAGAUGACGUGGCCGCCCAGGAACAAGGGCUCCGAGGAGAAGCGAUACGACGAGGACGAGGACGGGUCCCAGGAGGAGCAGAUCAAAAGUGAAAACAACGAGGAUGAGACGAGGAGCCGCGCCGACAAGGACCUGCAGCUGAGCGACCUGGACGACUUCGACGCGCUGGAGUCGGAGAGCUCGGAGUGCGAGCUGAAGCACCGGUACCACAUGAACGCGCACAUGACGACCACCGCCGACUGCCCCGCGGAGCACCUCGCCAAGGACUCGAGCCUGAAGAUCUCCAUCCCCAUUUCCCUCGGCGGGGAGCAGGACUUGGGCAAGAGUUGCCUCAAGGCGACGAGCCCAGAGGACUUCCAAGCGGACAGCAGGCUGCAGGCCAAGGCGUGUUACACCCACCAGCACCACCAGCACCACCACCAGCAGCACCAGCAGCACCAGCACCAGCAGCAGGGCCACCAGAUACUGGACGGCAAGCCCCGCAUCUGGUCCCUGGCCCAGACUGCCACGUCCCUGAACCAGACUGAGUAUCCGUCCUGCAUGCUGAGGUGCCAGCCGCCGCCGCCGCCCUCCUCCUCCUCCUCCUCCCUCGCCCCGUCCCCCGCCGCGGCCUCGCCCGGGGCCGGCCCGGACAACAGGCAGGACUCGCCGGUCACCACGCUGAGGAACUGGGUGGACGGGGUCUUCCACGACCCCUUGUUCAGGCACAGCACUUUGAGCCAGGCCCUGACCAGCACCGCCGUCUCUUGGAGCGCGGACGCCAAGGGCGCAGCGCUGGAGGCGGAGAGGAGCGCGGCGGUCCUGCAGCAGCAGCAGCAGCAGCAGCAGCAGCAGCAGGACUCGUCCAAAGACAGUGGCAUGGGUUUCCCCAAAAGCAUCAACAAACUCUUCUGCUCCUAACGAAACCAAAAUGACCCUUUGGAUGCGAAAAAAGAGAACAGACUGGGACCGGCUGAAAAGUCGGAUGGAAGAGCCUAUGGCGUCUCCAUGUUCCCCUCAUUAUGUUUUAUUCGGUUUUUUUUUAUUGUUUUUUUUUUUUAUAAAGCAAUGGUAGCUAUAAUAUGCUGUUACAUCGGCGUCACACGAGUGAGCUAUGUCCGGAUCCGUUUGGUUUCUCUUGAUUCAUCGCACGCACAAAACCCUAUCGAAGUGUAUAAAAUGAAAAAAAAAAAAUUACACCUUGGUUCAGAAAAAAAAAAAAAAAUUAAGGCCUGAGGUUUACGUUCUUUUUUUUUUUUUUUUGGAAUUAUUAUUUUUUCUUUACUAUGCGCAUGCAAAUGUAAUUGAAUAUCAUUUAGGGUCGCAAGCAGUUGAGUAUCACUGUUAAAUGAAAAAAAAAAGAAUGAAAAAAAAGUCUCACAAAAAUGCACAGCUCUCCUGGGAGGAGGACGAGCGCGUUCUGAACUUUGUUCACUGGAAAUAAAAAAGAGCAGUCGGUUUCUGACGUGGCGUUCGUGGUGGGAGUUGCUGUCCAUGGUGCUGAACUGCAGGCCUCGACACUCACACAUAUGUAUAUAUAUAUAUAUGUAUUCUUUCUUUGUAUUUCUUUCCAUAUACAAACUACGUCCCGUCUUCUCGGAAGCGCGAGGGGCCUUUCCGAAAUGGAGGUCAGAGCAGGUGUAUCAGUCCGUGUUCAUUCGAACCCGUUCAAACGCGCUUCAACGUCUCCAACCCCUUUGAAUAGAAUUAUUCCUUUUCCCCUCCGGAAACCACUGGCUCUCAUUCAGUGACCUCGAGGAAACGAGGCGGC